Messenger RNA from Triticum dicoccoides, 1023 nucleotides. RefSeq lists its product as uncharacterized. Bases 239 to 688 code for a protein of 149 amino acids. The transcript has 2 exons. NCBI's taxonomy places the organism in Eukaryota, Viridiplantae, Streptophyta, Magnoliopsida, Poales, Poaceae. The record is from RefSeq and is a predicted model, not a curated record.
GUGCCGCACGCUCGUACCACAUUUACAGGGCCGCUCCUUCGGGCGCCAUGUAAAAAGUGAAGGCGCUGCGUCUUCCCAAAGCGCAAUCAAUUCAAAGCUGCUGGCGUAUAGCUUGCAUGCAGAUGGGCUAUUACUAAUACUACUCCACCCCGCAAUACUAGUACUCCACCCCGCAGAAGCACGAACAGACGCGAGCGCGACCAGCACGCCGCGGCCACCCACGCGACAGCUUGCGAGCAUGCCGCCGCGACCGAAGACGGAGAAAACGGGGCUUCGCCGCCGCCGGCGAGAGGAUGCGCUGCAUCACGUCGUCCAUACUGCGGCGGAGGUAGGCGUGGACGACGUGGCGCUGGCGCAGCACGCCGUCGAGGUCGAUCCUAACGCGGAGACCCAGGCGGGGCGGGGCUUGGAUGCGCCGCCGCCCGACCUCGUCGUUGGUGGGCACGCAGAGCUCGGCGUCGACGAUGGGGCGCUCGUCGAGCAUGGCGUCGAGGUCGAUCCUGACGCGGAGACCCAGGCGGAGCUCGGCUUGGAGGUGCCAGCGCACGCAGAGCUCGUCGUUGGUGAUGCGACUCGGGGUACUCAGGGCAUGGGUCCGGACCUUGGCGCGCUGCUGCACAAGGUGAAGCCACUCCCGCCGAGCCAUCCAACAGCUUGUGUACGACCGGCAAGACCGAGCCGCCCAUGAGUGCGUCCUCCGCUUGAGCUUGAUGGGAGCGAUCCGCGGCUCGGGUCAAAAGCUCCUCGCCGGCGUCCUGCUAGACCUAGCGGAGGAAGGCCGACGACGCGAGCUCCAACUUGUGGUCCUCCGGCGCCCACUCCGCCGCCGGCAGUCCCAUCGUGCCCACGUCCAAACGCCUCCCCUUCGCCGCCGCCGUCCUCUAAGUCUACUGGAGGUAGGUUUAGAUCAAAAAACGCCAUGGAGUUCUGGAAGAAGGACGAGAACGAAUGAGUACGAUUAAGCAUGCAUCAUGUGUUGUUCUUAUAAGGAGAAUUUGAAGCUGUGUCGAUGGCCGUGGCGCC